Molecule: messenger RNA, 827 nt
Organism: Volvox carteri f. nagariensis
Lineage: Eukaryota; Viridiplantae; Chlorophyta; Chlorophyceae; Chlamydomonadales; Volvocaceae
Exons: 3
Coding region: 292-783 (163 amino acids)
Source: RefSeq, a predicted model, not a curated record
AUAUUCUUUAGCACCCUGUAGUUUAAUGGAGCUCCCUUUUUGAAAGGAAGGACGUUGGGUCAGACACUUCAGCUUCCUUACAGGGCUGAGCACCGAAUGCCUGGAGGCGUCCUAUCAAUUAUCUGUAACAUCUUUUUAUAGCAAGAUUUGCUCAUUAGGCUCCCCCACUCGAGCCAAAGCCAGAGCUUCUGGUGGGGGAGGGGCCACUCCUCGAGGUUCAAGGAUACUGUCGUAACAAAGAAAGAAGGAUUCCGGUCCUGCGAGCGCGAGCGUGACCUUAGCCCGCUUGAUAUGCACAUGACAGGAGGGACACCUCACAGCAGGGCUCAACAUCUAACCCUUUGGCGGGUCCUUCUCGGGCGACUUGAUGCUGAGGCGCUUCCGAUGUGUAUGUGCGCGGGCAGCAGCAAGAAGUACCUGCCCAAAGAGGAGGUCGUCGAAGUUCCUGAUUUCCGAUACAUUCCGGAGCCGCAGCUCAGCGAACUUGUUGCCUACAUGCGUCAGAGGCGGGAGCACCUUGUGUACCACAAUACAACUGCUGACGUCCGUGCUGAGAUUAUCCGCAAUGUGACUGAGCAUACGCAACCUGUGGACCAGUACCCCAAGGGCCGCCAGUUCUUGAGCGACGAGGAGUAUAUGAGCAUUCUCCGCGACUUGCUCAACCUGUCCAACAUCCUUGACGACAUGGAGCAGACCGGCAUUGUGUCGUACACCAAUCGGACACAGUACUACGCGUUGUAUAGUAAGCUUUACCGCAUGCUAAUUGCCAAGGCGAAGCAGUAAAGUAUAAUGUGGUGGUUUCGCGUGUGCGUGGGAACUGGGGGGAG